UCGAGUGAAGCGCGACGUUUCUGCCUGACACUCGAAUCGAUGUACCUUUGAUUUGUCACUUCGCUCGAGCGUCGCGUCGCGUCUUUCCUAGCGAGAAUGACAUGUUCCUGGCGAGGGAGCCGCUCCAGAGGGCUGAGAAGCGUCGAAAGUGAUCCUCGCGGGUAGCAGCCGGCUAAGAAAUGGCAAUUUCUAGCUGGAUGAUUUGGGGUAGGAGCCUCCGCACCACCAGACCUCAACGAAGUCGACAUAAUAAUGAAGACAAUAGCGUGCAUCUCGACCUGUCAAAAGAAUUGAAGGAAAAUGUAAGGGAGGUGCUAACUAACCUUUGUCAACGACAGGGAGUUUCAAGCGUAAAGAAACUAGCUUAUUUAAAUGCUAUGGUAAAACUUAUAAGUGAAAAUGAUGCUCCUGACUAUGGCUUCUGUACGGAGGAUCUGUUUUGUUGUUUGCGAGUCGGUCUGGUGCACGAAGCAACGCAAGUACGUGCGGCUGCUCUACGAGCGGUGCGAUACAUGCUCAAGAAAGAAGAGGAUAUCGUUGCCAUUAACAAGCUGCAAUAUCCAUACUUUGUGGCUCGCAGUAUGGAUGUUAAUUUACGAAACGAAAUGGAGAGGAUGCAGGCCCUGCGGCUCGUCAGGCGAAUUUUGGUUCUAGCUCCGAAGCACUUCAGCCCCGUCCUGGCAAGAUCGCUCGUGAGCUUGACGAACGAAGGCAUCGAAGAAAAGGAUUGGGCAUUUCGAGUGUUCCUGGCAACUCUCUGUGAACUGGGAGUUUUAAAUUCAAGCUUGUUAAUAAACUGUGGCGGCGUCAGUGCUUUAGCAAGAGCAGCAAUGACCGGACAGAGUCCAGCCAUCACCGAAGCAGUAGUCGGAGUAAUGUUGAAACUAUUAAAUAAUCCCGAAACUAGAAGCAGCGUCUCUCUAUUAUGUCUGGCAGCCCCGUACUGCGAGUUACAUUCAUCCGGACUAGAACGAAGGGACGAACGAGAACAAAGAUUUGCAGCAAGUAAGCUGGCUCUGUUAAGCAUUUUACGCUCGUUCUCAGGACUCCUGCACUUCUGUCAUCCAAAUGACACUUCGGGAUUGAGAGCCAUCGCAGAUAUUUUAUAUGUGGAUCAAUUGAAUCUACGAGGAGCAGUUUUGGAGUUGUUGUACGAACUGCUGGGUUUGCCUCUGCCAAUGUGGACCGACGAGCCAGACGUUGCCCUAGCCGCAGUUGAUCCUUGUCGACAAAGGGAAUCCUGGAAACUGUCGGAAGGAUUUGUAGCAGCAGAGGGUAAAUCUAUACUACCAACCCUUUCGUCUCACAGAUCCAACAUCACCCAAGUGCACCAGGCAUUACUAGUGUACGUGCUACUGGAAUCCGGACUGCACAGAGCGCUGGCUGAGACCAUCGUAACCGCCGACACGUUCAUCUCCGUUCGUGCAGCGGUUCUCCUGGGAGCUUUGUUACACCUAGCGCACUCGCUACUUCCAUCCGAAGUUUGCGACCUGACACCACCGUUGCCUAAUCUUCUGGAACACGCUAGUGCAGGGAGGCAUCAAGCUCUAGCGGCAGUCGCGAUCCUAGGACGAAUCCACGCCAUGAUGCGCCGAAGACCGACACCUGCGAGUCUGUUCCUGGACCGGAUAUUGCGGGCAGGAUCAUGGCUUCGGCCUAUCGUACCUCGAAGACAGCGUCCGUCCAGUCGCCAUUGGCUCCGUCGAGAGUCAUCUACGACUCCUUUGCUGAAAGAUGCCCAAGUGUUGAGCUCCAAGGAUGCGCUAGCCUGGAAUUGGCCCGUGGUGCGGUCCAUCCUGCGCUCGAGAGAAGACGCUCUUAGAAUAUUGCACGACUCGGAUCACAAAUUAUUUAUUAAACGACUGGUCCGCUACUUCAAGCCUUCGUCGAAUAGGUACAGUAGAGUGGAACUGAAUAUGAACGCGAUGCUGGCGCGCGAGGCAUCUCUAGCCGGUUGUGAUUUAGUUAACUGUUUAUUAGAACCAGACGAGCCGGAAGGCACGAGGCUGCUGAACGAGCUGGUCGGCGACAUAGCCGACCAGAUCACAGCCAUUCGUACCGCCCAGUCGGCUCACGACUGCUUGUUCUCACCUCGUCACAUGUCGACUACUUGCUGCCAAAAGUAUUUCUUGUUCCUCGGCCAGCUAAGUCAAUCGGCGAAGGGCACCAGAAUCUUAAAGGGCUUCGACCUAUUGGAGAAGCUCCAAGAGCUGGCGCUCGUCACCAACCACGACUGCUACGUCAAGCUGAUUACGUCCAGCCUCGACUAUACGAGUGAUGGUCCCAAUAGAAAAUUACUAGGUAAAAUAAUAGCCGAAGCGCCCUUGGAGAGUACACGACUGUAUGCAACCCAGUUCCUGCGAUUGGUGCUCAGAGCUAGAAUGACCGACGCUUAUCAGUGGGCUAUGAUGCUGCUAUCCGACAGACUGUCGGAUACCAGUAGAGCGGUCGCUCUGGCCGCGUUGGAAGCGCUGCACGAGGCUUGCGAGGAGCCGAAAUACCUGGAGACGUUCCUGCAACAAGGAAGUCACUAUAGAAAUUGGGACAGGUGGCUACAACCCUUGGGGGACCGAGGCUACCUACUGAAGGUUAGGCUGUACUCCCUCAGAGCUGCCUUCUCGACCUUGUCUUCGCCGUCGGAGGAGCUGGAGAAGUGGACCGGAGGCUACUCCGAGCAGUACGUCGGCCUGAUGGAAGAGGAGAUCCACGACUCGCUGACUCGCCGACAGAGGGGAGAAAACGGAUCCUACCACAGAAGACUAAGCCAAGCGUUAUCGACGCCUAGGGACGUCUUCGUAAUGCCUCAUUUGAUCGGGCAAAUGGUGCAACACGACGUGGGCAUGCAGCUCCUGAUACGUCGCAACGUGCUGCCGAGGUACGCCAGGACUAUCCAGAGGUUCAGGAUGGAGUUUGUGACGAAGGACUCGGAGUCGAAUUCGAGGAUCAAUAAGAGCAGCCGUUUGGUCCUGGAAGACGCGUUUCUGAUGUCGGAGGAGUCUGGGACCGAUGAGACCGUUGAGUCGAGCAGGCUGGAGACGAUCGUUGACUCCGAGAUUAUGGAGAUGAUCGAUGCGAGGACCCCCAGGAAGGCGGAAUCGCUUAUGGAGAUCAAGAGGAAGUCAAGCUUUGACGAUUCCCGCAGGACCACGCCAGAAAGGAACUGGAGGAGCGAACCUGACUCUCAGGCUGAAGCCUUGUUGAGUCUUGAGGGAAGGAUCCUCAGGGUGAAGGCUGCUCUUUGGGCUCUUGGCCAUGCUGGAACUUCUACGGCUGGGGUCGAACAACUUAACCAUCUGGGUCUUAUCGAGUUGAUAACCUCCGUUGCGGAAACUUGUCCUUACUACUCUAUACGAGCCACUGCUAUGUACGCCCUGAGUCUUGUCGCCACCACUCGCGCUGGCGCGGAUGCAUUGUUGGCGUACGAUUGGCCAUGUGUCAGAUACAGAAGGGGCGAUCAGUGGCCCGUUGUUGCUCCUAGUAAUCUUUACCUCAUCCCCAGUCCUGUUCCCAUCCAAAGACACCAUCGCAGCCUUAGCGAUGGCAAGCCUGAAUUGCCGGAGCCUAUUGCUCGCAGGACGAGGAACCGAUCGGAAAGCGCGGCCACGGAGCUCGAGGCCAGACGUUACGUGCUCUUAGAAAGAGGAGAAACUCCGAGUCCCGUGUCGAGCAUUCAGAGAUUAAGUCAGCAGGAUGCAGAGGGAUACGCUCGGCUUCGCAAUCUUCAACGUCAUCGAAGGCCGAGUUAUUCCCAUAGUAGUCUGGAGAUGUACAGCUUAGAUGGACGACUAUCUCUGCAGAGUCUUUCAGAGCUGGAGUCUCCGAGGAGCUGGAUCAUGGAAAACAUCCUGACUCCGAUGCCCCCUCCUAUAGAAAAUGAUGCCAAUUCGUAUUACAUGGGAAUCUCUCUUCCUAGGAAACUUACCGCUAUUUUCCCGGAUACACCUCGACCUCCAAUUACGAUUGGUGUCGAUGAUUUGUACAGACCUGGCGGUGAUUCCACCGAGGCUGACGAAGAGUCUGGGUCGGAAUGCGAUGGGAUUACGGAACACUGUCGAGUCUGCUUAGUUUGUAAUCGGGGAAGAAAUAGUAGUAGAGAAAAUAGCGGAGAGGAGGCAGAUUCUAAAUUGAAAAGAGAAAUCUUGAGGCAUGCCUUGCGUUUAGCGAAUCCAGUUUGGUACCGGAACAGUCGACAAGCAUUGCUGAGGCUAAGGCAAAGGCAUCCUGAGAAAUUUCAGGAUGCUUGCAUCUUCUCGGAAGUAUCCGCUCGAUUGGGUACUGGCACGUAUAGGAUGCCAGCGCGGCGUUUCCUGCAGGAAUUGUUUCUGGAUUCCCCAUUUGAUUCGCUUUAUUCGGAGCCAAUGGUGAUUCUGAACGUGCCGGUCGGCACCGAGGAGAAUCCUGCGCAGACAACUGUUCUUCCUUUACCAGUUGCGAGCCCUCCUGUACUUCCUAGUCCUAUGGAAACUAAGAUCAACGGUAGAGUCGUCGUCGGUCCCGAUGGCCAAACACCGUUGUCGGUUGUCAAAGAAGAGGCCGGCCACGAGACACGCGUUGUCCAGUUAAGAGACAAGACCCAAGAAGUAUUGAGGAUACCGGAGCGACUUAGCGAUGAGAAAAUAAUAGCCGAAAUAUUGAAGCCGGAGGAGAGGAUACGAAUAUCAAAGAGUUCCGAUAAGUUGUUGAAAGUAACAGGUACAAACACUGCCAUCAGCCUUGAAUAGUGCUCCUUAACUCUCAAUCAGCUGUACAUAUUUUAUAUUAAAGUAAUAAUGCAGUUCGAAAUAAAGUGGACACACACACAUACACACACACACUGCCGGAAUGAUUCUGAUUAUCUCGCAAGGGUGACCGAUGUGUUGCCCGUUUGUUCAACCGCGUGUUCGGGCUCGGUUUUUCAUCAUCCACAGGCGAGUACACUGUUAAGAGUAACAAUAAUUAACGACAAAGUAUUUGUUGAAUUCUGCGUUGUGAUAGUAAAAUAAAGGAACGAGAAGAGGAA
This is a messenger RNA of Orussus abietinus, 4999 nucleotides long. It is a transcript of the gene rictor, whose product is annotated as rapamycin-insensitive companion of mTOR. The record is from RefSeq and is a predicted model, not a curated record. Gene Ontology annotation, molecular function: protein serine/threonine kinase activator activity. The transcript is spliced from 9 exons. Gene Ontology annotation, cellular component: TORC2 complex. The coding region runs from base 180 to 4721 and encodes 1513 amino acids. Gene Ontology annotation, biological process: TORC2 signaling; positive regulation of phosphatidylinositol 3-kinase/protein kinase B signal transduction. Lineage: Eukaryota; Metazoa; Arthropoda; Insecta; Hymenoptera; Orussidae.